AACGGAGUUAUCUUUCCUUGACAUGGCUUCCCUCAACAAAUUUUUGUGAUUUUUGGACGAAAACCGAAGGAAAUCUCUUGAAAAAGCUUCUCAUGGACGGCAGCCGGGCGAUGUUUCACUUUCUAACCCUCGUACUGCACUUAGUCGGAGACAGUAAGACGGUUGUGGCACAAAAAUGGUUGUGGAGGGACAUACCCAACUACAUCGACCAAGGCUACUUGGAUUAUCACCCCGGGCCCCGGUCAGGCAGCUCUGCAUGGGGAGACAGCAAUGGAACCCUUUGGCUGUUUGGUGGACACACGUUCUGGGACAUUCAGUCGGACCGUGACCCCGUGUUGCUGAAUGACCUCUGGAUACACCAUACCAAGGAAAACAUCUGGAAACUCACCCAUUCAGGCUGGCAAAACAGAGCAGCACAGGCCCCUCCGUUUCUCGAUGCACCGAAACCUCGCUACGGUUCUGUUUCGUGUGGGCUCCCAGGGGUGCUGUUUGCUGUCUACGGUGGGGCCGAGGAGAGCGGGCAAGUACUUAAUGACACUUGGGUGUUCUACCAGAAACGAAAACGGUGGAUUAAUCUGAACAGGGUCCAACAGGAUUCAACCAGUUCGCCUCCCUCUCGAAGGUCAUCUGCUGUCUGGUGUUUAAAUGAUCGCAUGAUCAUGUUUGGUGGCCGUGAUCAGAGCUCACUGCUCUCUGAUAUGUGGACCUUCUCACUAGAAAGCCUUGCUUGGUCCCCAGUGCUGCCAUCAUUGGGGCCAGGGAGGCAUUCACAUCUGCCAAAGGCACGCAGUGAUGCCACGACAUGGGUUGGCCGUGGAAACAACAACGAGCUCUACAUGUUUGGUGGGAACACAGUCGACCCCUUCACGCAUCGCAAGCUGAAGAAUGCUGGUUACACAUCAGACCUGUGGAUGUUUUCUCUGGACAAUGGAACGUGGUCCUGUUUGUCCGGCUGCCUCAAUGUUCCUGCAUCUGGCUCUCGGUCAAAAUUUGCUGCAUCCAGAUCCAGCGGCUUGGACACCGUUCCUAGAAGAUACUUGAACUGUCUAUCAUCAAAAAAUGUCCCGGAUUGCCGUGGUAAAAGUGCCGGGUGGACAGACUCAAAGGGCAACUUGUGGCUUUUUGGGGGUGAAGGCAACAAAAUGCGAGGGAACGUCGGAAGAGAAGGGGUUAGUGGCCCCUACGAAAAUAUCGCACAACAGAAACAGAAGAGAGAGAGAAUGAGGGAGGUGGAUGUGCCCCUCUCUGACCUCUGGCUCUUUGAUACACGGAACUUGACCUGGAAGUUGAUGUCCUCGUCCAGUACCAACAAUUGGACGAAGAGUAGAGUCAGAGGAGGAAGAGGAGGCGUGGAAUACACGCGUCUCUCGCCAGGUUCCAGCCGCAAUGACAUAGAGAGUCGCCUACAGCAGUAUCAGAGUCCACUUGGACGCUACGACAGUGUCCAGUGGUCACUGGAUGACAACUUCUUCCUGUUCGGUGGUGUUGGUCCGACAGCUGGUCGUGGGGGAAACGAGAGUGGCUACCUUGAUGACCAGUGGGUACUGAACGUGAGCUAUGGCCAGCUGGUGCCAACUGUGCUCACCCCGGUGGUCAUCUUCUUGUUCUGUCUGGCCACGGUGUCAGCUGUCGUUCUCAUCUUCUGCCUCAAUGUGUCGAUGCAGCGGUGGUGCUGCUCUGGGGUGAGCGGCAGCGGUGGAGGGUCUGGAGGAUUCCCUCGCUCCCGGCUCGGCAAUCCUGAUGGCCGGGACUACAAAAUAAAAUAUUCUCCACUGACCGAGACAGCGACCUUCGACACGUGACGUUUGUGAUUGUGGGGUGGUGGUGGUGGUGGUGGUGGUGGUGAGGGGGACACCGCAUUCAGCCGAGCGAGCUGUUGCUGGGGGAGGGGAUGGGGUGUUAAUGGGGGGUGGGCAUGGGCGAGUGGGCAUAGUUUGAUCAGUAGUAGUUAACUGGAUAAUGUUGUGAGUGGACUUGGCAGUGUGUCUGGAGUCGGUGGGUGAGACUGGAGUUAUAUCUGGGGCAGAAAAACUGGAACGGUUCCCCUGGUGUCUGGUCUGGUUUUGCUAUGUCCCCUGCUGGAUUCACAUCAGCUUAAACACAUUAUAUAUACAUAUAUAUACAUACAUACAUAUAUAUAUAUAUAUAUAUAUAUAUAUAUUGUAUGUAUAUAUAUAUAUAUAGAUGCAAAUGUCUCCUUUACCAUAAACAUAAUCAGACUAACACCUGGGGUCAACUGAGUUUCUUAAUGCAGGUGUCAUCUCCUGCCCCCACUAUUUUCCCUCUCUCUCUCUCUCUCUCUCUCUCUCUUACCCUCCAACUACUUCACCAACAGCUGCAAUGGCUGAGGGAGUCCCGGAUAGCUGGUCUGCAGCCAGUGGAUCAACCCACUCAAACUAGUUGAACCAGGUAUCCCCUGAUAUCGUGAAUAGGGUUAUCAUUAUAUCGUGAUAUUUUUAGGACAAUAAAUAUCCUCUAAUCUUUUCUUAAA
Messenger RNA from Octopus sinensis (East Asian common octopus), 2491 nucleotides. RefSeq lists its product as uncharacterized. Gene Ontology annotation, molecular function: protein binding. The transcript is spliced from 4 exons. The record is from RefSeq and is a predicted model, not a curated record. Bases 93 to 1802 code for a protein of 569 amino acids. Lineage: Eukaryota; Metazoa; Mollusca; Cephalopoda; Octopoda; Octopodidae.